AGAGACAGAAAAGAAAGGCAGAAUCAGGGUGUAGGAGUAGGACCGGCCGUAUUCAGGAUCCAGUGAGGCAUUCGACAAUCAUACUGACAAGUGACAGCCCAAACAAGACCCAAAAGGAGGGAAAAACGGACGGACGAUUUUAUCCGAAAAUUGACAUUCCCAUAUGAAUGAUCGAAUCAGAAUCGAGAUAUCGAUGGCGACGAAAUGGAGUAGGGAAUGAUCCCAUCUGGAGUUCAAUUUCAGUUCCAUUUCCAAGCCCAAUGGCCACGAAUCCCUCUCUCCUUCCCGAAAUCGGACCCGAUGGCCUCCCCCGAGAAGCCCCUGUCAUUGCCUACACCGAGAAGAUAAUUGAAGAGGAGCAGCUUCAAUUGAAAAAGUAUAUUGAAGAAAAUUAUUCUAAAAUCCGUGAUGUUGAACAAGAUCUAGCAAAUCUUAUGUUGGAGUUGAAACUCACGGCUGGGCCUAAGAAAGCAGCGCUUGAACUCCUUCGAAAGAAAAUAGAGAUGUCAACUGAGAGAAUCCGUGUUGCUAGAACGAAGGAAGAACAAGCACGUAAGGCAUGGGAAGAGGCAUCCAAGGCAGUAAAGGAUGAGGAAGCACUAAAACAAAAGCUCUGUGAUGAUCUAAACCAGCUGGUCCAAGAAAGCAGUACCACUCAAUUUUCUAGACUGGAGGAACUGAAAAGGCGACUUGAAGCUCUAAAUCCAAGCAGGGUAUCUACCCGAGUUGCAUCAUGAUGGGAGGUUAGUUCAACCUGCACAAAGUAGUAGAGCACCUCCAGGUGCUUCUUCUUCUUCUUCCAAUUCUCUCUCAAUGGAAUCAGUUGAUCAAAUAGCCGAAAAUGUGCGCAAUCAACGAAAUGAUGGUAAUAUAGUAGCUCUGAAUAGUCAAAAUCAACAGACAUCUGUUGAGGGAGAAGGUAAAGGAAAGAAGAAAAGUAUGGAUCCAGGAAGAGGGAAGGGAAUUAGGGCUGUGCCUAAAGGGAGAGUAUCACCUGGACCUGGAUGGACUGGUGCUGGGUUUGAUAUGGAUGGCAGAACUUGAGCAAACGUGCAUUUGAGAAUCUCUUUUUCUGUGGUUGUGGGAUGGGAAAGCCCACUUCCAUCAUCCUAGCAGGUUUUAUAUUGAGGCAACUCUCUUUUCUUUUAUAAAGGUAUUAUCUGUCAAUGUCUUCUUCCCAUUCCUGUUCUUUUUAACCUUUCACAAUGAAUAUAAAAUUGGCAUUUCUCUUGAACUGCCACUAUCAGGACUAUGUGUAAUUUUCAUUAAAUAAAAGUUAUAUUGAUUACAUCACCAC
Molecule: messenger RNA, 1297 nt
Organism: Nelumbo nucifera (sacred lotus)
Lineage: Eukaryota; Viridiplantae; Streptophyta; Magnoliopsida; Proteales; Nelumbonaceae
Source: RefSeq, a predicted model, not a curated record